AUGCCGUCACACGAAAAGGACAAGCCGUGGGACACAGAAGACAUCGACAAGUGGAAGGUCGAGACCUUCAAACCCACAGACAAUGUCGGCGGCUCCUUCGUCGAAGAGUCCAGCUUCUCCGUCCUCUUCCCCAAAUACCGCGAAGUAUACCUGAAGGAAGCAUGGCCACUCGUCACCAAGUCCCUAGAGAAGUAUGGCAUCGCCUGCAGUCUCGACUUGAUUGAGGGCUCCAUGACUGUGAAGACCACGCGAAAGACAUAUGACCCCGCUGCCGUGCUCAACGCCCGCGAUCUCAUCAAGCUCCUCGCCCGAAGCGUUCCUGCGCCGCAGGCCGUCAAGAUUCUCGAGGACGGAGUAGCAUGCGACAUCAUCAAGAUCCGAAACCUGGUCGGCAACAAGGACAGGUUCGUCAAGCGCCGGCAGAGGCUUCUCGGACCCAACGGCUCGACGCUGAAGGCGCUGGAGCUGCUCACCGAGACGUACAUCCUCGUGCACGGCAACACCGUGUCGGCCAUGGGGCCGUACAAGGGCCUCAAGGAGGUACGGCGCAUCGCCAUCCAGACCAUGGACAACAUCCACCCCAUCUACGCCAUUAAGCAGCUCAUGAUCAAGCGUGAGCUCGCGAAGGACCCGGAACUCGCCAACGAGAGCUGGGACAGGUUCCUGCCCGACUUUGGCAAGAAGACGCUCAGCCACCGCCGCGUGCCGCACAAGGUGUCGGACAAGAGCAAGAAGGUGUACACGCCCUUCCCGCCGGCGCCGGAGAAGAGCAAGGUCGACAAGCAGAUUGAGAGCGGCGAGUACUUCCUCGGCAAGGAGGCCAAGGCGCGGGCGGUGGCGCAGGAGCGCGUCGAGUCACAGAAGCAGAAGAAGGAGGAGAAGCUGCAGAAGCGGGAGCGCGAGUACGUGGCGCCCGAAGAGGGGGAGAAGAAGAAGAAGCGCAAGAAGACCGAGGCGUAA
This is a messenger RNA of Verticillium alfalfae VaMs.102, 960 nucleotides long. RefSeq names its product 90S preribosome/SSU processome component KRR1. Gene Ontology annotation, cellular component: nucleolus; small-subunit processome. The coding region runs from base 1 to 960 and encodes 319 amino acids. The record is from RefSeq and is a predicted model, not a curated record. Gene Ontology annotation, molecular function: RNA binding. The transcript is spliced from 3 exons. Lineage: Eukaryota; Fungi; Ascomycota; Sordariomycetes; Glomerellales; Plectosphaerellaceae.